AUGAUCGUUAGCACGUUUGAAUUGUUACCUGUGGAUAUUAUUUUCGAAGUAUUUGAUUACUUGCCUCCUGUUGAUAUUCUUCAAUCGUUUUUAUCAUUGAAUAAACGUUUCUCUAGAAUCAUUAUGAAUGAAUAUUUAUGGCACAUUCACAUUGGUAAUUCAACAAUGUCAUUAUCGAUGUUCAAUGAUCUUUGCCAAAAUGCUCUGAAAGUAGUAGGAAGUCGGCUGGUUUCAUUACGCGUAACAUUAACUAAUGCUAUUGGUGGAUGGUCACUUGUUUCAUCAUCUCUGAAAUAUCAUCAAACAACAUUACUUCAACGUCUUCAUCUGAUCGAUAUCGAGCCGCAUGAGUUUGAUAACUUAUUGCGUAGUCCUGUAAUAAAACGAUUGCAUACUUUAUUAGUAGAUGUAACACAACAUAAUCCGUUUAAUCGUCUUGAAGUUGAAGGAGUUUAUUUAACAAAGGUGUGUUCACAACUAUCUCUUCUAACAAAUUGUCGACUUUCAUUUAAUGUUUAUCAUAAAAAUCGAUUUCUAUUGGACAAAUAUUCAGAGAUACCAAAAAUAAUUUUACCAAAUUUAUUAAAUACAACUCAUCUUCGUACAUUAUCUCUUGGUAUCAAUACAACACGCUUUCUCAAACGUUUAAUAUCGUGUAUACCGUUUAUUGAAAAUCUUUCUAUUGGUGUGGAAGAUGUAAAAAUGACCGAGAACGAUACUUUUGACAUGAACUCACUACCUGCCGCUGUCGAUGCUAGUCUUCUUUUGUAUUUAUCACGUUUACAUAUAUAUUGUGAAAAUAGCAUUAGUUUUCGUCGAAUUAUUGCACUUUUGUCAUCUGUAUUUGGUCAACUUAGUCAUCUAUCAUUAAAAAUAGUAGCGUUUCUAAUAAUUCCUACUCCAUUGGUUGUAUCAGGUGACAUUAUUCAACAAUUAUGUAUUGACCGUCUCAAACCAUUGGCAACCUAUAAUCUUAAUAUAGAAUUGGAUGUCAAAGAUGAUUUGAAGCACAAAAUAAUUUACAACUCAUUUUUAGAUGCUCCAUUCACUAAUCGACAGCGCCCGAGAGUGUUUAUUCAAGAACGUGGAAAUUUUGAUCUCGGUGAUAAUUAUUAUUGUUUUACAGUAUUCACUUCACCAUGUACAGACAGAAUACUUCCAACAUAUUUUUUUUCGAGAGCUCUGCAACAAUCUUGCCAAAUGCCAAUUAAUGGAGCACUUUUGUUUCCACGCGCUAGUGCGCUAUUAUUGACUGGCCACAGAGAAGAGACUUGCGUUUCAGAGCUCGGCAACUUUAGAAGUUCUAUAUCAUCAUUAGUUCCAUGGUCAUUAUUAAGAAAAACUUCAAUCGAUGAAGGUGAUGUUGUUACUACAGCUGAACUAGAAUCAAUAUUACGGAUGGCUUAUAAUGUUCAUACAUUAGAAGUAUUGGAGGAUAGUGGAUUUUUUGCUCAUGCUAUAUUGCAUAAUAUUGACAAUCUCGGUACUCUUGUCAAUCAACAAGUACAAACUCUUAUACUGAACGAUAGGACAUUGACAUUCAAAAAUACUGAAGAAUUUUGCAUAUUAGUGUCGAAUCAAUUACCUAAUUUGAAAAACGUUUCGUUUAAUAUUAAUGAUUCAUAUGAUGGAUGGAGUUGGAGACCGUCGCGUAUUGUUGAUGGUGAAAACAAAUCUACAAAACUUGUUCUUAAUGUUAUAUAUUCCCUUGUUGAUCAUUUGCAACAACUUGUUUCUCUCCAUAUGUACUUAGUCAAUUUCGGUCGCUAUGAUACACCUUGUUUUCCACAUGUAAUCCGACAACAACUACGUCAAAAUCCACUUAAUCGAUUAUAUCGACUACGAUGUUCUGCCGAAUCUAUUCAAGUCUGGCUUUAG
Messenger RNA from Rotaria socialis, 1878 nucleotides. Lineage: Eukaryota; Metazoa; Rotifera; Eurotatoria; Philodinida; Philodinidae. The record is from the annotation of a GenBank genome assembly.